AAGGAGUUGGAUAAUAAAGCUUGUGCUAGAGAGGACUAUACAUUAUAUCGUGCUAUGCUUAAGACAAUACGUAAAACAGAGGAAAACUAUCAAGACGACUCCCACAUUAUCUUUAUUAUACAAGAGAGUGAUCUACGUUAUUUGAUAGAGAACAUAUGGGCUGGUCAGAGUGCUGUGAGUGGUGAGAAGGAUCUAUUUGAGUUGAUACUAGUUCGUUGGAAUAUCACUGAACACUGGAGCCCAUGGAACUGUAUAUUAUUGACAACUGAUGAAGCUAGGGCUCAUGUUAAACUGGAUAACCCUGAAAAGGCUUACAGUUCACAGUUUACAGAUAAGAUAAGACAAAGGCACAUAUUAGCAAGGAAUUAUUUCACACAGAUACCAGGAAUGAUGGAGGAAAUGUCAACUAAAGUCAAAGAACUACCUCUACCUCGUCCUAAAGAAAGAAUCAUUGUAGUUAGGCAACAUCCACAGGAACAACAACAGCAACAAUUAGCAGUAGACUCUAACUGAGAUAUGCAUACAUAUACAUCUACAAUGUAUAAACAAUAAUGUUUUUUUUCUUUAAUGUGAGAUGUGGGAUGUUGUGAUCAAUAAUUAUUGUACAUGU
Amphimedon queenslandica is the source of this 610-nucleotide messenger RNA. Its product is annotated as IQ and ubiquitin-like domain-containing protein. Lineage: Eukaryota; Metazoa; Porifera; Demospongiae; Haplosclerida; Niphatidae. Gene Ontology annotation, biological process: cilium assembly; flagellated sperm motility. Gene Ontology annotation, cellular component: acrosomal vesicle; motile cilium. The record is from RefSeq and is a predicted model, not a curated record. The transcript has 3 exons. Bases 55 to 513 code for a protein of 152 amino acids.